Prunus persica (peach) is the source of this 685-nucleotide messenger RNA. RefSeq names its product glycine-rich RNA-binding protein 4, mitochondrial. NCBI's taxonomy places the organism in Eukaryota, Viridiplantae, Streptophyta, Magnoliopsida, Rosales, Rosaceae. Gene Ontology annotation, biological process: positive regulation of mRNA splicing, via spliceosome. Gene Ontology annotation, molecular function: RNA binding. Bases 184 to 468 code for a protein of 94 amino acids. Gene Ontology annotation, cellular component: spliceosomal complex. The record is from RefSeq and is a predicted model, not a curated record. The transcript is spliced from 4 exons.
UAAGAAAGAGCCCAGAAGCGAACUCCAAACUUACAUGGAUCUGGUAACUCCAUUGAAUCCCCUCGAACUCGAAGCUCCUGUUUUCAACCACCCAGCAGCCUCCAAACCAAAGCCGAACAAAGCUGCUUCACAUUUCAGGCUCAAAGAAAAAGCAGAUAUCUGGGAUUUGGGUUUGACACAGAGAUGGCCAAAAGAUUGAGCUCGCAGCUCUUCGUCAACAGAUUAUCAUCGUUCACUAAUAAUGAACAACUCAAGAGGCUGUUUUCUCCUUUUGGAGAUGUUACAGAAGCUAGAAUGGUUGUGGACCGUAUAACCCAAAGACCCAAAGGAUUCGGUUUUGUCACUUACAAGUCAGAUGUCGAGGCACAAAAAGCUUUGAAGGCCAUGAAUGGCAGGAUGGUUGAUGGGAGGCUAAUUUUUGUUGAAUUUGCCCAGAAUCAAAAACAGGAACAGGAUACCAAAUCUUGAUAAUGAGCUUGGAUCCCAAUAGAUAGCUUCUCCUUGGCUUAAAGAUAGUUUUUCAUAAUCAAAGGCAUCGUUCAUAUCUGUUGUAUAUGAACAGGUUUUUCAGUUCGUAUAAUUUUAAUUAGCCAUGUACAAGGUUCCUUUCAUAUUAUACCGAGAAUUUCUUACUACAAGUUAUUUGCAUAACUUUUUCGUAAAAGAUAUUAUUCAUAAGUAUCUA